Molecule: messenger RNA, 3675 nt
Organism: Ornithorhynchus anatinus (platypus)
Lineage: Eukaryota; Metazoa; Chordata; Mammalia; Monotremata; Ornithorhynchidae
Gene: PRKAR1A
Product: protein kinase cAMP-dependent type I regulatory subunit alpha
Exons: 12
Coding region: 116-1279 (387 amino acids)
Biological process (GO): regulation of protein phosphorylation
Cellular component (GO): cAMP-dependent protein kinase complex
Molecular function (GO): cAMP-dependent protein kinase regulator activity
Source: RefSeq, a predicted model, not a curated record
AUCAUCAUCAUCGCCGCCGCCGCCGCCGCCGCCAUCGCCUCGGGUCAUUGCCCUUCUAAUUGACCAACUGGAAACCACACCCUAGUGGCCUGGGGAGCUCUCAUUGGAAUUGGAGAUGCAGGAAAUAAAAACAAUGGCCUCGGGCAGCUCCAGCAGCGAGGAAGAGCGCAGCCUCCGAGAGUGUGAACACUAUGUCCAGAAGCACAACAUCCAGGCGCUCCUCAAGGACUGCAUCGUGCAGCUGUGCACCUCCCGGCCCGAGAGACCCAUGGCUUUCCUGCGGGAGAUCUUCGAGAAGCUGGAGAAGGAGGAGGCCAAACAGCUCCAGAACCUGCAGAAAGCAAGCUCCCGUUCAGAUUCCCGCGAGGACGAGAUCUCUCCCCCGCCUCCCAUGAACCCAGUGGUCAAGGGCCGGAGGCGACGGGGCGCCAUCAGCGCCGAAGUGUACACGGAGGAGGAUGCUGCGUCCUAUGUCAGAAAGGUGAUUCCAAAAGAUUACAAGACUAUGGCCGCUCUGGCUAAAGCCAUCGAGAAGAACGUGUUGUUUGCCCACCUUGAUGACAACGAGAGAAGUGAUAUUUUCGACGCCAUGUUCCCGGUUACCUAUAUCGCUGGAGAGACAGUAAUACAACAAGGUGACGAAGGAGAUAACUUCUAUGUGGUUGAUCAAGGAGAAAUGGAUGUCUAUGUCAACAAUGAGUGGGCCACCAGCGUCGGAGAAGGAGGGAGCUUUGGAGAGCUUGCUUUAAUUUAUGGAACACCCAGAGCGGCUACUGUCAAAGCCAAGACAAACGUGAAGUUGUGGGGCAUCGAUAGAGACAGCUAUAGAAGAAUCCUUAUGGGAAGCACCCUGAGGAAGCGGAAGAUGUAUGAGGAAUUCCUUAGUAAAGUGUCUAUACUAGAAUCUCUGGACAAGUGGGAGCGUCUCACGGUAGCUGAUGCAUUGGAGCCUGUUCAGUUUGAGGACGGGCAGAAGAUUGUGGUGCAAGGAGAACCAGGAGAUGAGUUCUUCAUUAUCUUAGAGGGCUCGGCCGCCGUGCUCCAGCGUCGGUCAGAAAACGAAGAAUUUGUCGAAGUGGGACGGUUGGGGCCUUCGGAUUAUUUCGGUGAAAUCGCCCUCUUGAUGAACCGCCCUCGGGCCGCCACCGUGGUAGCCCGAGGCCCCUUGAAAUGCGUCAAGCUGGACAGGCCCCGGUUCGAGCGCGUCCUGGGUCCCUGCUCGGACAUCCUCAAGCGAAACAUCCAGCAGUACAACAGCUUCGUCUCGCUGUCCGUCUGAAACGCCGCUCCCCUGCUCGGUCCAGGCUUCACCAACGCAGACUGCUUUCUCUUCUCCAUUCGCAGGGCCUCGUGGCCCCUGGCGUUACGGCUUCCUGUCUCUUUAUAAAUAUAUAUAUAUAUUACAUACCUACCUACACACACACACACAUAUAUAUAUAUACACACAUACAUAUAUAUGUAUGUAUAAAAAUUAGCUUUCAUUGCACCGUGUUUAAUUUGGAGCCUUAGUUGGAGUGCUCCGCAUCCAGUUUAGAAAGAGUUCUGUGGAGACUUGGCUGUUACUGCUUCUCUCUGUGCAGUGUUCAUGUUCCAAUUCCGGCCUCGGGUGCCAAGUUUUGGGGGGGAGGGAAAACCCCUUUCCCCCACUCCAGACCCAAAUGAAUCGCCAUAGAGUAAGGAUGUAACAGUGGAAAAUAUUUUUUUAAUAUACAUACUUUUCGAAUUACUGUCUGCAUAUUUUAGGCUGUGGUCAUAAUCUGCUGUAUUUCUUGAACUAACUAAACCAAGAGUCGCAUUGAGCUCCUUGAAGGUUAAACCGUUUUCUGGGUACUGUAAUUCUCGGUGCAAAGGAGAGAGGCGUGGGCCUAAAUUCAGAGAGUAGCGGGGAGCAGGGAACAGGCCCACGUCCGUUGGUUUUAAUGCAGCUUAAACCGUAGAGUCUUGUGUUAGGAGCUUCGAGAGAUUUUGGUCGUCACAGCUUACCCGAUUCUCGCCUUUUCCUAGUGAUAUAUCUUGGAUUCACAGAAACCGGUCCUAGCCCUCCGGGUCAGCCCCUGACCCGCACUUCUGUUGGGUCUCGAUCCCCUCCCCACGCCCUCCCCCACCAGGUCUCCAGACUCGGUCAAAAGUUCUUCGGUUCCAAAAUUAUCCCGAUAAAUCAUCCCCUUCCACCCAACGAGUGCCAAACGGUAAAGGGGAGCACCGGACCCGGUGCGGGAAUUUGAGGCGACCCAUCUUCUGAUGUUCUUAUCUUGCUGCUUUCUGCUUAAGGCGAAGCCCCCGGUUUUCUCCUCCGUUGGCUGGACUCCGGGUUACUCCAGGUUACCAGUGGGCUCUCUCAGCUUCCUUCCACUCAUGUGUCCUCCAUUCCCAGUAGGUGGGUUGGAACAGCAGUCCUGAAAGCAACACGGAGGCACUUAUGGCUUAUGUAGGAAAUGCGGUUAUCUCCUGCUAGAUUCAAUUUCUCUCACCGAUUUUCAUCUGUCAGCUGGUGUACGGGUGAAUGGGGUGGGUCUACUUUUUGGGUGUUCUUAAGAGCUGGUCAAAACCCCCCAUCUUAGUGACCAUUCCGCUUGUUUGUCUUAGCGUGAUGGUAAAAACUUUUUUUAAAAAAAGUAAAACUUGUUGCUGAGUCUUAACUAUAUUUCAGUAUUUGUCAUCUUUGGAUCAAAAUAUAUUGUAGUCACACCAGUAAUGUCUGACAGUUUAGUUUUUUCACAGAAUUCCACAGUUCUGUAGCGUAGACAACUUCGGGUUCAUUUGAUCCGUAAUUGAUCUAAAGUAGGGUGGGACCCGGGAAUGAUGACAAGCAUUUUUGCUUUUGUGCAGCGUUUGGCUUUUAAAAAAAAAAAAACAAACCCGCUCCUUCCUACCUUUUCCCUGGUUAAGUCAGGCUGGGUCAUCAUCCUGCACUGCCGUUGAUUUCUACGCGGCUGAGAGAGAAAUGGAGGGCUCCAGUCUGCAGAGAGAAGUCUUUAGUUCAUUUUGGUAUUGGACAAAACCAUGGCCGUGGACGGAUAUUCUCUAUUUCUCGCAAGACCGUAUCGAACGAGGGCUGUUCACCAGUUCUUUCCUUGGUAGGCAACUCCUUUUUUGCCAAGUUUUUGUAAGUGAUGUUUUGAUUAUCCAGAUCUUCUGUUAUUUUUGAAGCUUGAUUCGGUCCUUGUUGAAGCACCAACAGUAUAUCUAAACAGGUUAUUUAGAAGGCCACAAGAAGCACACUUUGAUAUUUAUAUAUAUAUAUAUCUGUAUCCGUACCUAUUUAGAUGACUAUAAAAAGACUUUAGUUUUGCUGCUGACUCAUCUCGCGGUUUUCCUCCCUUGUCAUUUUCACCUGAAACAUUUUAAGGCAAGCCAGUUACGUCUGAGUUCAAUAUUAAUCACCGUCGUAGCUCUAACUUUGUGUGCAACUUCAAUAUGUCGUAGAAGCCACUGUGGGCGGAGUUCACUUUGGCAAACAGCCAGGGCGCUGGCGGUCCUUUCACCCGGGCCCAUUUAGGCAACUGGAGCCACCUCCCGCCCUAGACAGCUAGAGAUGGCCAGAGGACCAUUUUUGUAUCGUUACCCGACUUUCGGUCUGAUAUACUGUAUGUGCUGAUCUAUCCUAUUCCUUUUGUUAUAGAUUGUCCUAAUGGCAGGUCAAGCAAUAAAAAUGAUUGAAAUUCUUAAAGGCAA